AUGGGCUUCUUCCUGCUGCUGCCUCCUCUGCUGCUGCGGCGCGUCUUCCCUCCCCAGCAUCUAUCACUUGCUGCUCGGCUUCGUUGCCCUGGAUGCUGCAGCAGCUGCAGCAGCAGCGACAGCAGCAGCAGCAGCAGUAGCAGCAGCAGCAAGGGAUUUAAGGCAGUACUGCAGCACCAUAAUCUCCUGCGCGACGCAGUGGGGGUCGCUAGGACGCUAACAACAAGUGGCGCAGCAAUAUCAACAGCAGCAGCAGCAACAGCAACGCCAACAGCAGAAACAACAGCAGUACCAGCAGCAAGAGAUCAAACAGCAGCAGAAUCAGGCGGUGUUGCUGCUCCUGGGAUAAGGAAAGAUGCGGAGAGAGAUGCCUUAACUUAUUUGCACUCGAAGCUCGAGGAUGCAUGGCGGCUGCUGUUGGAGGCCUCACCAGCAGUGCAGCAGCAGCAACAGCAGCAAUCGCUGCUGCCAGGGUCCGCAGCGGCUGUAGACGCUCCAGUUUGCGCAGCAUCUGCUGCAGCAUCUGCGACAGCAGCUGCUGCGGCUGUUGCUGCAGGCCUUGGUGCUGGGCGGUCUUUGCUGCUGCACUUGAAGAGGCGGCAGCAGGCAGCUUCUGCCGCUGAACUCCUGCAGCAAGGCACAACUUCAUCGCAUGCCUUCAUAAUUAGCGGCAGCAUAAGCAACAGCAACGGCAGCAGCGGCAGCAGCAGGUGCUCUGGGGGAGGCAGCAUCGAUGCUGCAUGCUCUGGGAAGCCAAGACAGUUGCUGCAGAACUGUCUCCAGCUGCUCGCAUCAAUCCUAAGAAACGCUCCUUGCUACGGAGGGCCUGCAGCAGCGGAUGGUGGUGCUGCUGCUGCAGCAGCAGCAGCUCAGACAGCAGCAGCCCAUGUCGAAGCCGCGCGUCUUGCCGUUCUCCUGCUGCAGUGUUUGCUGCAUGCUAGGGAGGAAUGGCAGCUGCCGGCCGUCAUGCUGCUGCAGCACAUUCAAGCUGCAGCAGACUGCAUCGAAGCAGCGGCUACUGCGCAGCUCCACUUGCAGCAGCAGCAUCAGCAGCAGCAACAACAACAACACCAGCAGCCGGUAGAGAAACAAACACAUCCUGUGGGUUGGAUAUACCAGCAGCAAAUUGAGUUAGCUGUUCUCCUGAAACGCUUUGUGCGGCUGCUCGCUGCUCUUCUUAAUCACACUGCUAUUUUCCUUAAGCAGCAGCAGCACCAGCUGCCGCUGCAGCUGCCGGUGCUGCAGCAGCAAGGGUGCCGAGCUCAAGAGAAGGAGGAGCUUUACAGAAGCAGACAGCGGCAGCGGCAGUGGUUGCUGCAACAAGAACUCUCCCAAGCGCAGCAGCAGCUGCAGCAUCAGCGGCACAGAGAGCAGCUGCAGGACAACGUUGCAACUGCAGCAAAAUGUGAAGACCGCUCUGUUGCUGCUGCUGCCGCCUCUCCCCUUAAAGCAUCUGCAGCAGCGUCAGCGGCUCUUUCGUCUGUCCGGAGAUUCAUGGAGACUGCAACCUGUUUGGUGCAGCAAUCGCUGGAACAGCACCAACUGCAGCUGCACCAGCAAUACCACAACCAGCAGCAGCAGCAGCAGCAGCUGCAUCAAGGACACAACGGACAGGCAGCCUUCAAGUUCAGCAGGCCGCCAGUAGAGGAGCCGCAGAAGUUUGCUGCAGUUGCAAAUGUUGGCUUUCUUUCUCCUAAAACACGCAGCGCACUGCCUCAAGCAGUUGCAGCAGCAGCGGGAGCAGCAGCAACAGCACCAGAAACAGUUGCUGUUGCUGUAGCGGAGCUGAGGCACCUUUCUCCCUUGCUGCUGUGGCUGCUGCCUUCUGUUUUGAUGCUGGCGCAGCAAAUGAAAUGCACUGAAUUGGAUGGCUUGUGGGGUGUUGCUUUCCUCCUAGCGCAGCAGCAGCAGCAACAACAACAACAGGAACAGAUGCAGCACUUCAUGCAACAGCUUCAGCUGCCAGAGCUGAGUUUGCUGCUCUUUGCUGCAACGCGGCUCUGCGCUAUGCAGUCGGCGCAGCAGCAGCAGCAACAACAGCAGCUCACGGCCGGGAAAACAACUGCUGCUGCUGCUGCUGCUGCUGCUGCUGGUGGUGCUUGCAAGCUGCCGCUGCAGCGAUUAGCUUCCUGGUGCUCCCUGCGUGCUGCAGCCCUUCUAUCUUGUGACACCUCUGUACAGACACAUGGCGAGGCAGGAGAUGCUGCUCAUGCACCUUUGGCAGCCUUGCAGCAGCAGCAGCACCAGCAGCUGCAGCAGCAGCAACAAAGACAAAUCCCACGUCAGUGGCUCCGCCCCAGCUGCAUUUUGCUGCUUGGGCUAACGCGGUUACUGCAGCAGGAGCAGCUGCUGCUUUCAGGCUGUCUGUUCAACAGGUCAGUGCAGCAGGCCCUCUCGGGUAGCCAGAUUUGGAGCAGCAACAACAGCAGCAGCAACAGCAACAGCAGCCGCACACACGCUGGAAACAAGCUCGGUCGAAGCAGCCCGAACAUAUCGGAGCUUGCUGCUGCGGGUGCUGCUUUCUUGAAGGCGCUGAACAGCCGCCUUGUUGCUGCCGACUGGCUACAGCAGCAGCAGCAGCAGCAUCAGCAGGCUUUCGAGGCCGGUGCGCAAGUGCCUGCACAGCCGAUCGUGGCAGCAAAACCCGAGGCAGCAGCAGCAACAACAGCAACUGCAGGAGCAGCAACAGCAGCAGAUGACGCAUGCAAAAGAGAGAAAUUAUUUUUCUCUGGGCGCGACUUCGUACAUUUGCUGCGUUGUUUUGUCUCUGUUCGUUUUAUGUCGGAGUUGCUGCUGCAGAAAGCCCUUUGCUUUUUAGGUGCAAAUCCUCCGGUCGUACGAAGGAAGCAAAGGCAGCAGAAGCAGCAGCAGCAACAGCAAGCGGCAGCAGCUGCAGCGGCAGGGGGGACUGUUGAAGGGACGCCGCUGCUGCUGUCUCCUCAGGACGCUGGGCUGCUUCUUUGGGCCCUUGGCACUGCAGCAGCAGCUGCGGUGUCUCCGCAGCAGCUGCAGCAUCGUCUCCAAUGCAAUAAUAGCUUUCUCUUCAAGAUUACACCUUCCUCAUCUGGACACGUUCCUACUGCUGCUCCUGCUGCAGCAGCAGUAGCUGCUGCUGCGGCUACUGCUGCUGCUGGCCUGUCUCCCGAAGAGCAGCACCUUCUCCGUAUACACCUAAGGCGUCUGGCGAAGCAGUUGCUUUCAAGUACUUCUCUGGAAGGUCCCGGGUCGUCUGCUGCUAGGCGUGAAACAUUUGUUCCUAGCAGCAGCAGUAGCAGCAGCAGCAUCAACAGCAGCAUCAGCAGCAGCAGCGACAAGUGCGCCGAUAGUCAAGCCAUAGCUAAUGCUGUGUGGGGCAUGACGUGCUGCGGAUUGCUGCAGCACCGUCUAUUGAGGACUUACUGCGCGUCUUCUUCUUAUCGCUGCGGCUUUCGGUGCAGCAGCAGCAGCAAAGAAAAGAGGCAGCUGCUGCAGGCCGCUCUGCUCUUGCGUUUGCAGCGAGCGAGAGCUCCGCAAGCAGCAGCUUUUGUUGCUCUGCCCUUGGCUGCGGUGCAGCGGCGUAGCGGCUUUUCCUUUGCUGCUGCUGGGCGACAGUCAAAUGUCUCCUCCUUGCUUCGCAACAGCAACAGGAAGCUGGUGCUGCAGGGACGCAGCAGGAGACAGAUACAUGGAGACACGGGCAGUGACUACAAGGUGACAAACAGCGGCGUUAGGCCCUCGCUGCUGCAGCAGCAGGUGCUGCGGCAGCUAGAGGGGCUGCUGCAGCGGACUGCAACACCAAUAACAGGUACAACGGAGCAAGGAGCGACGGACAGAGCAGCAGGAAAACAAACCACCGCUUCAUCAGCAGCAGCAGCAGCAGCAACAGCACAAAUAUCUCCUGCUACAGUUCGUAUUCUGCAUGAGUACAGCGUAAGAGGUGGCUUGCAGUUGGAUAUCGCCUUGCUGCAGCAGCAGCAGAAGCACAAGCAGCAGCAGCAGCAAACUGCUGCUGUUGGCCGACGCUGCACUCGCUGCCUCCCCGUCCGCAUUGCCGUUGAAGUCGAUGGGCCUUCACACUUUCUGCUGAGUAUGCAUACACCCCAAGAUCUCCUGAAUGAGUAUGAGCAUACACCGGUACAGGUGCCGGGCAGAGGGUUUGCUGCCACUAGCAACGAAUGCAGCAACAGCUUCAGUUCUAGCAACAGCAGCAGCAACAGCAACCAUAGCCGCAGGUCUAGCAGCAGCAACUGCAACAACAACAGUGUAUUCGUUGAGCUUAGGUCUGACGGGGGAACGGCGCUGAAGCACCGGCUGCUGCAGCUGCUAGGCUAUCGGGUGGUGCAGAUUUGUUUCUUGGAGUGGCAGCAACUAAAAGGGGAGGAGCAGCAGCAGCAGCUAUUGUUGCGACAGCCCGCCUUGCAACAGCUGCUGCAGGGGCUGGAGAGGCCGCGCAGGUUAAGUGCGCUCUCUCUCUACAACGUAGCCAAGUGA
Molecule: messenger RNA, 4470 nt
Organism: Eimeria acervulina
Lineage: Eukaryota; Apicomplexa; Conoidasida; Eucoccidiorida; Eimeriidae
Exons: 1
Coding region: 1-4470 (1489 amino acids)
Biological process (GO): regulation of transcription by RNA polymerase II
Cellular component (GO): nucleus; SWI/SNF complex
Molecular function (GO): transcription coregulator activity
Source: RefSeq, a predicted model, not a curated record